Molecule: messenger RNA, 6824 nt
Organism: Liolophura sinensis
Lineage: Eukaryota; Metazoa; Mollusca; Polyplacophora; Chitonida; Chitonidae
Product: calcineurin subunit B type 1
Exons: 7
Coding region: 56-586 (176 amino acids)
Molecular function (GO): calcium ion binding
Source: RefSeq, a predicted model, not a curated record
UGUCAUUAGAGUUGCGGUAGACGUUUGGUUCUCGUGCGUGCAUUUUAUAGAAAAAAUGGGGAAUGAAAACUCACUUCCUAUGGAGCUUUGCUCUAAUUCCGUUCAGGACUACGCAUUUGAUGCUGAUGAGAUAAAGAGGCUUGGGAAGCGAUUCCGAAAGUUGGACUUGGACAAUUCAGGCUCAUUAAGUGUGGAUGAGUUUAUGUCAUUACCAGAGUUACAACAGAACCCACUUGUCCAGCGUGUUAUAGACAUAUUUGAUACAGAUGGUAAUGGAGAAGUAGAUUUCAAAGAAUUUAUUGAAGGUGUAUCACAAUUCAGUGUACGAGGAGACAAAGAAUCAAAACUCAGAUUUGCCUUCAAAAUUUAUGACAUGGAUAAGGAUGGCUACAUAUCAAAUGGGGAGUUGUUCCAAGUUCUGAAAAUGAUGGUUGGCAACAAUCUGAAAGACACUCAGUUACAACAGAUUGUAGACAAAACAAUUAUUCACGCUGAUACAGAUGGAGAUGGCAAAAUUUCAUUUGAAGAGUUUUGUGCGGUGGUUGGAAAUAUGGACGUGCACAAAAAGAUGGUGGUGGAUGUAUAGUGCUGGACUGGACAUAACUGUCUACCAGUGUUGCUGUUUUUCCCUUUUUCUACCUUACAAGAUGACAGAUUUUAUGCUUGAGAUAUCCUAUUCAGACCUAAACUCCACUCUUUGCUAUAAAAACUCUCAUGUCAACGAGCGCAGACACACCCACGCACACAACACAGCAUUAACAUUGUCUCUCACAUAGUUGCACAUCAGCUUUUCCUGUGUCAAUUUAUAACAAACUUCUAAGUAUUGAGUGGUUUAUAUUCUUGCACAAAACAUGUGCUGUGAAACCCCAAGCACCUACAUUUUACCAGAGAUUCAAUCUCUACUGUCUUAUAUGGAUAAUGAAGAUGAUAAACUGGAAAAUCCUGCUGAUAUUGUAUAAGCACAGAGUGACAUGUUGUUUAUUCUGUGGACUGUGAGUAUGUUCCAUAUGUGUGUUUGUGUUGUUCAAUGUCAGUCUGGGUGCUCAGCGUGGUCAAUCUGAUAUAAAGGCUCAGUAUGGUUUCCCAAUCCUUGGGGUCUUGACUCUGGCUUUGGCCUGGACAAAGGAACACUCUCUGUCAACUCCCCUGUAGCUGGGGGUGGACAAAGCAACAAGACCCAGAUGCCCACGGUGUCCACAUUGGCUAAGAUAAACCUGGGCUAUGAUAGAGCUGCACACAUGCAGAUAUCUCCACAAAUAUAGUAAGUAGCUGGCUGAGAAGGUACUCACUCAUUGAUAUUGAGCCAAGAGGGCCUGUCUAUGCGAACUUUAACAAGAGACUACAAGAUUUCACAAAGUAUUGCUCAGCAUAGAUCUGUAUUCUCCGUUUUGAAGCUUACUCGAGUUAAAUGUAAUUAUUAACUUUGUGUAUUUCAUGCACAGGAAGGACAAAUUAGCUACAUGCUCAAGGCAGUACAGUUUGUCCUGUUACGUGUCAAUAUUAUUUUUUGGUAGCAUGUUGUAUGGCUUUAUGACUGAUCUAUCUCUUUAUCAGUAAUUAUUGGAACAGGUGUAUCACUUAAAAUUUUUUUUUUAAUUAUUGUGUUUUCUCAGACCUCGCAUAUUGUUGACUAUUUUGUUGUUCUUCUCAAACCUCAUAUCUCGGCUAGGGGUAAGUUGCUAUUCAUAGUGUAGUUACAACCGAGAGCGAUGUGGCCAAUGGUUGGUACCACUAAGAAACUUUCUUCACAUGUUUUUUGGAACGUGGAAAAAUGCACUGAAACAAUUUGAACUUCAAAGAUUCAAAGUUUUUGACUUCUUUCUCUUGACAGUACUGAACUUUAAUGAUGUGCAGUACAUGUACAGGUCCUGGGGCCAAUUCCACAAAGCCUUUUCUGACUUAAGUCAAAAUUUAAAAAUUCUUUACAAUGCUUACUUUUUGGUAUUGGAAGUUGAAAUUUGGAUGCCUUUGCCUAAGGAUACCACUGCUGAGCUGGAUAAAAUUUUAAUUUCUAAAGCCCAAAAAUAAGCUUAAAGAUCAUACUUCAAAUUUUGACUUAAGUCAGUAAAGGUUUGGUGGAAUCAGCCCCUGUUGGUUGUAUGCAUUGUUUGAUACACAGGGGUUCCUGUAUUUAAAGUGCUCUUGUGCAUUAAAUACUUUAUUGUGCUUUUGUUGAAAUAAGAGUUUCAUUGAUCAAACAUAUAUUAGUUAUUGUAACCAUGAUAACUGUAAAAUACUUUAUGCUGUUACUGCAUUUUGCACUGUGUAUUUUUCCAUUUUUCUUUCUGUGUUACUUAAACACUUUUGCUGAACACAGGAAGUGUGAGAAUGCUUCCUGCAACAAGGCGAUAUCACUUUCUUAUUUAUGUUGACAAUAGGCAGAUGCUUUUGAUGAUUUCUUUUAUGUACCAAAGAAAAUAUUUUGAACUUAAUCUUUUCUCAAGGUCACAUAAAGAGAUUCUUUAACUCGCAUAGACUAAUAUUUCUGUUCAUGUGAUUAAGGUUGGUAUAGUUCUAUCAGUUAGUAAAAGCUUACGGAACCCCUUGCUGAGAUCUGAUAAUGUCGUAGUGUGUCUGGCUUGUAGUGAUUGUGUUGGAUUGAUAUAUAUAUAUAGUCGAUUUUUUUCUUGAAACUGUCACUGAACACUGUGAUGUAUGGAGCUGUAAAUGACAGGUUGUUAGGUGAGACAUUUUCUCUUCUUUUGUUUUUUUCUUGUACUGCUUGUGUAACAUUUACAGGUUAUGCUUGUUAAGUGUGCUUGAGUUUAAUUAUUUAUUUUGCAAGACAACAAAUAUCCCAAUCCAUGUAUGUGUAUGUAAUACGAUGGUUUGUGUAUUACUUCUGUAUAUUUGAAAGUUUUUAAUUCCAGAGGCCAUUAUUAUUUACUUAGCGAUAUUUUUUCCAUUCUGAUCCCCUUUUAAACCUUUUUUUCCUCUAUUUUAAGAUAUGUUAUUAAUCUGUUAUGCACACGAGUCUGUAAGCUGAAACGGUAUUAAUGAUGGUACAAGAAUCAUUGACUCUUGAAUAUUCACCAAGUUUCAGCAGUACAUUAGCUUGCUCUUCCUCUUCUAAACUGUUUCAGUUGCCUGCUAGAAUUCAAAAGUUUGGCAUGACAAAUCUAAAACACAAAAGAAAGGAUGUUCUAGUUAGAUCAUUUAUUAUGAACAGACCAAACUGAAAUAAUUGUCACCUUAUGCAUAAUAACAUUUAGGAGGUGUAGCAUUGUAGAAUCCUUUUCUAUUCAAGAGUAUAUCUUAUGCCAUAUGGCAACCGUUACAUAGUUUGUGAUAGCUAGGAAGCUGUGUGGGUGUAACUUAUAAAGCAGAUCAUUAAUAAGAUAUAUCCUUGAUGGAAUGCUGAAAGUAGUCAUUUUCUAUGAGAAUUCCACCUUGGCCUGUAUUAAUGCAUACCUGCAGUUGUCCAUUUUCUCUAGUCUCCUUCAGGUAUGAAUAUAUAUAUGUAUAUAUAUAUAUAUAUAUACACACCUUAGAUGGCUAAGUUCAUGUAAGCCAGGUUAAUCUUUGUGUUAUAUGAAGUUGAUAUGGCCUAAUGUGGAUGAUGUGCUAACUUACAAAUUGCCUAACCGGUAUGGAGUGAAGCCUUUUGCAACUUUAAUUAUAUCCCUUUGCUUGCGCUAUUAUUUGCACCUCAUCCAGCCGAUGAAAGCAUUGUUGCUAAGCCAUUUUCAGUAUUUAUUACAUGAACACUCACAUCAGUACUCUUCCCAGGAAUAUGUUAAGAAGUCUGCUUCACUUUUGUGUUUAUAUAGCACCACACUUUGGUACAAGAAACUGGUCGUACAGGAAAGCGCUGUAAGCUAUUGUGAUCCUUGUGUUUGGCUAUUUGCUCAUUGUUGACUGAAGUAUUCGCGGAUGUGUCUAUAUUCGGAGGAAAAAAGAUGUGAAAGCUGAAGUUACAUUCUAUGAGUUCAAUAUAAACCAGCUUCUGGCAGAUUAGUAUACAGGUUGCAUGACCUACUUCUGGUAGCCAUAUUGGAGUACUAUGGAUACAGCAGCCCAUGUUAACAGGAUUCCAGUAUGGCUACCUGGCUAUUGUGGUGCCAAAGUGGUGACGUCACGUGAAACCCCUCUGUUGAUCUUUAGGGGGAGAGGGGAAUGUAGUGAAUGUAGUCAACUUGGCCUUUGCAACAGGUCACAUUUUUUCUUGCAUAAGUACUUAAAAGCCGGAUGAUGAAUUAUGAACUGGGCACCUGUCCGUGAAAGCCAGGUAGUUUUCGGGCAAAUGAUUUCUGGAGAAGACUUUUCACAAGUAUGCUUUCUUCUGUGUGAUCUCUGAAGGGCAUUUUCAGCUUGUCAUCCCCUCACCAUUAACUGUCCACCCACAUGAUCACAUGCCAUUUAUACCCAUCUGACCACUUGUGAUACAUAGUAAAAGCAUGUUAUACAUUUGUUUUGUUUUAGUAGAAAUCUACCAGUUCUAUUCCUGAAGCUUGCAUCUUUUAGCUUUGUUUCUGUAGCACGUAUAAUUAUUCUGUGUAUAUGUAGCCAAAAUGAAGUUUAUGAUGUAGGCCAUCUGGUGUUUAUGUCAUCUAGGCUAGAGCUUUUCAAGAAACACUUAAUAUUCAAGAUAAGUGAACAUAGAUGAUGUACAUGUAGAUGACAGAGGUGUGCUUUGGAUGUAGUCAUAAAAAAGAUUAACUUGAUCGGACUGAUAAACCCUGACCUUCCUGAAAGCCUGCAGGCUACAUAUGCAUGUAUACUUCAAUACCUCAAGCAUACAUGUGAAUAUAAAACCUACAGUCAUUUCAUGGACAUGUAUUACUGACACAGUAGUACACCAGCUGUUAAGCUGUGCGCUUUCUGCAGGCCGAGGGCUUUUGUAGGUUUUCCAGAAUUCGUAUCGGAAUUUAAUUUAUAUGUUUAAUUUACAGCAGAGCAGAACAGGAAGCUGGUUUGCUUACCAAUACAUAAGUACAGAUAUAAGGUGUCCCAAGUACAUGUAAUAGAUUUCGAAGCAUUACAGUCUGUACUACACAUAUUUAACUAUUGUGUAACGUGCAAAUCAGUUCACGGCCAAAUCCUGGCCACCUGCCUAAAAUGACCUUAAAUUUCAUCCAUGACUGAGUUGCUCAUUUUUUUCAGGUUUUGGAAAUUCUGUUGAUUUUAGAAAGGUGCUUUGAGAGGUGUUUAGAAGGUAGGAUGAUACCCUACUGGGAAAAUGUAAAUUUUAGCACCUAAAGUGAUAUCUCAUGACAUUUAUCCUUCAAUAAAAAAAAUGCUCUUUUGUGGUCAAAUUUUUAGGUCAUUUUGGGUAUAUCAUACAUAUCCUCAUUACACCACUGUCAUCUAUAAUUUAAGAUAAGUUGUUUUCAUUUCUAUCUUUAUCUCGCUUGUUUUUGCUAAGUAGCAUAAUAUUUUGUUGAUACUUUAUAGUUUCUCUGUGAUCUACUGAUGUACUUUUGUAAAUAACAGUUUUAUAUCUUUGUGAUUCAGUUUGAUAUUUAGUUUUUUCCCCCUGUCAUAGAUUUUUUCCAGACCAGCUUUUAUAACCUGUAAUGUUGCUUAAUUAAAUCUUGGCAGCUGCAGGCUUAACAAACCAUAUCUAACAUUAUUUCUGAUGACUUAAUAUCGUCCCUAUGUGUAUGACAACCCAUAUAAUGCUCAGAGUAAAGAGGCAUUUCAGUAUACAUGUACAAUGUAGUCUAUUUACUUACAAAAUUAAAUCUUGAGCUUGGUUUGAGAUUAUCUACAUUUUAUUAUAAACUGGAGCUCGUUUUACAACUCUUAUUAAUUUGUGGUCUUGAAAUGCUCUUAUGAAGUGCUGUUUCUAGGUUAAAAUGUCAUAAUGCUUUGUGAAGCAAGUUUCCCAAAAUUAAUCAGCAAAAACUUUGGUAAUGAGAGUAUUAUGUAGCUGUUCUCCUCACCUCAUUGUGACAUUGCAAUCCAGACAGUCUGCCCAGGUCAAGGUGAUUAAGAUAUAAGAUAGUGGAUUGGCAAAGUUACAUGAAAUUGGCUCCAGGCCCAUAUUUAUAACUUUUCAUGUAAAAAAGUUACAGUACUUUAGAUACCAGCUUUCAGUACAUCGACACUGACUUGGGCUUGACCAACUCUGUGUGUAAGCUAAGUGUCUAUGGAUUCUUGCUGCUGUUGGAAGGGGAGGGAAAAGUAGGCCUGCGUCUUUGACAGCUUCCAGUAAGAGUGCCUGAGCUGUUUGUUUAGGCGUACAUGUAUAAUGACAACAUAAAACUAUACAUAUCAGUGUUCUUCAGGUAAAGGUUAGCCUGUCCAUAGCCACUCUCGUGUAGAUGGAAAACCUAUGUCUAUAUCGGUAACAGUAAUCUGCAAGAAAAACUACUGCAUGUACAUGUUAUAUAAUUACUGUCAAACUGAUGGAAAGGGAAGAGAGUUUUCCUCACACAAAAUAUUUUCAGGUAUUACUGGGCAAAAAGUGAGAAAUCUUAAUGUAGUAAUGAUGUAAAGUCACAGUUGCUCUGUUUCGUUCAGUUGGCAAUGCCAGUCAGAUUUUCGAUGCUGCUUGUAUCUUCGAAUAUAUAGUUAGACUUACAAAGUGUGCCCAUUCAUGAUUAACUCUCAAGAUGUGAAUAAUUUUUCCCUUUUGUACUUUUUCCAAGGUUCCUUGUGUAAAAAAAAUAAAUAUUCUAUCAUAUUAAGUCUUCACCAACUCUCAUGUAUGUGUAAGUUUGUUUUGUCUGUGUUCUAUCAGUGAGGAGGCUGAAGUGUGGUAGUCAGACACUUCUGGCACUCCGUAAGAUGUUGUUGAAUGUUCACCAUUUUCAUGUCUUCACCUCUAAAAUUCAAAUAUGAACAUUUCCCAUGAUAAUAAAUCUGUUAUAAACUCUUUA